AUGUCUUACGCGAACUCAAGACGUCGCGGAUUUGCUGCUGCGCGCGCUGCGGCGGUCGAACGAGGUGACACUGCUGGCGCCGUCGCCCGACGCAGCGAAGGCGGAGCUUCCCGACGACUCGCCACUGGUGAAGAGCAAGAAGACGAUGCGCCGUCUGCUGCGCUACUGCCUCGUAUUGGGCCGCCUCGUCUCCUACACCAACCUCGUCGAGGAUCCUGCGGGGACCAAGACGCCGCCGACGGAAACAGGCAGCGCGGGCGCCGCGUCUACUCCGCCGGCUCCCCCGCCGCCCGCGCUCACUGGCAUGACGCCCCGCACACCAUGACAGGAAGUGGUGGACUUUUAGGGCGGCGAACUGAACCCGUUACAGUCAGAUCCCUUAUAUGCGUGCAGACUUCAGAGCCUAACGGACCUCGCUUUCGUUAA
This is a messenger RNA of Closterium sp. Naga37s-1, 426 nucleotides long. NCBI's taxonomy places the organism in Eukaryota, Viridiplantae, Streptophyta, Zygnematophyceae, Desmidiales, Closteriaceae. The record is from the annotation of a GenBank genome assembly.